CUUACAUCCGAAACUGCGCAGGGUCGACAAGAGAAGGAAUUUCGGUAACUUAUUUGUUUGUAUACGACACUUGGGAGCAUCCAUCUAUUCUUUCACAUUUCCGUUAGUCUAAAAGGGGAACCCCUUCAUUCGACAUGCAUUCUUUCGUAGCUGGAACCUAGUAUAUUUUCUCUGGGAAGUCCUCUUCAAAGGAUACAUGAGCCGAGGGCCUUGUUCAGGGCAGAUAUCAACUAUAUAUCUUUCAUUGGUGGUCUAACUCGAAGGAAAUACCUACAAUGGUGUCGAACGGUACCGAGUGUGGGGGUCAAGAUGAAUGGUCCCCCUCAUCUUGGCGAUCAAAGCCAAUAAAACAAGUCGUCACAUACGAUUCUCAAUCCGCACUAUCAGCCGCCUUGGCCAAGCUCUCGUCUCUCCCACCCAUCGUUACGCCCACCGAAAUCGUCAAGCUAAAGUCCAGCUUAAAAGAUGCUGCAAUGGGAAAGGCCUUCCUUCUUCAAGGCGGAGAUUGUGCCGAACUCUUCUCGUACUGCUCCGAUGAUCCGAUUGACUCGAAGAUCAAACUGCUCCUUCAAAUGAGUUUAGUUCUGAUUUGGGGUUCAAACAAGCCCGUAAUUAGAAUCGGCCGAAUGGCUGGUCAAUUCGCCAAGCCUCGGUCAAGUCCCACGGAAAUGGUCGACGGGAAGGAGAUCCCUAAUUUCAGAGGCGAUAUCCUGAAUGGCUUUGAUCCCGCGGCGAGAAACCCUGAUCCUGAGAGGCUGGUUAGUGCGUACUUUCACUCUGCGACGACGUUGAACUAUGUUCGUGGACAACUGGCAAGCGGAAUUGCGGAUCUGCAUAAUCCGCUUGACUGGGGGCUUGGCCAUGUUCGAGAUAAAGGGUUACAGGAGAGGUACAAGAAGAUCGUACAUAGUAUAUCGGACUCUCUGCGCUUCAUGAGGACCGUAGGUGCAGAUACGGCUGGGCAACUGCAGACGGUCGAUCUGUUCACCAGCCAUGAGGGAUUGGUGUUGGAGUAUGAACAGAGCCUUACUAGGCGCCUCAAGCAUCCUGCUGGGAGCAUUUCUUACAGUAGCUCGACCGAUGGCAAGGGCUGGUACAACACUUCAGCGCAUUUUCUCUGGAUCGGAGAUCGUACCCGGCAAAUUGACGGAGGGCAUGUCGAAUACUUCCGAGGCAUUGAAAAUCCAAUUGGGAUCAAGGUUGGACCAUCAAUGAAGUCGGAUGAGCUUGUCAAGCUCCUCGAUAUUGUGAAUCCGACGAAGGAGAUUGGGAAAGUGACACUAAUCACACGGUACGGAGAGGGGAAAGUGGAGUCAAUGCUAGGGCAGCAUAUUGAAGCUGUUAAAGCUGGUGGACAUGUGGUUGUCUGGCAAUGCGAUCCAAUGCAUGGAAACACCCGCAGCACGCCAACCGGCAUCAAGACUCGCUCUUUCAGCAGCAUUUUCUCAGAACUCUCAUCCGCUCUGAAGAUCCACAAGGAGCACAGAUCUUUCUUAGGAGGUAUGCAUCUUGAGUUAACUGGCGAUGCUGUCACGGAAUGUACGGGUGGAAGCGAAGGACUUGAAGAUGAGGAUUUAAGUCUCAAUUACACGACGUACUGUGAUCCAAGGCUAAAUGAAAAGCAAGCGCUAGAAUUGGCGUUUUUGGUUGCAGGACAUUAUCGUGAGGAUGGAGAGCUCUGAGGGUAGAAGGAUUGGGGGCCGGUUUGGCGUCAAAAAAGCAUGUGUGUAUGACUACAAGGUGGCACUAGAGAAUGGUUUCGAGCCUUAAUAAACACUCUCC
Molecule: messenger RNA, 1782 nt
Organism: Lindgomyces ingoldianus
Lineage: Eukaryota; Fungi; Ascomycota; Dothideomycetes; Pleosporales; Lindgomycetaceae
Product: phospho-2-dehydro-3-deoxyheptonate aldolase-like protein
Exons: 5
Coding region: 276-1682 (468 amino acids)
Biological process (GO): aromatic amino acid biosynthetic process
Molecular function (GO): 3-deoxy-7-phosphoheptulonate synthase activity
Source: RefSeq, a predicted model, not a curated record